AACAAUUGGCUUGUCACAGUUUGGUUUUUAUUGCCGGUGAAAGUGCUGAGAGAUGGGAAAAUGCUUCCUCGUGUCCGUGUGCUCUUCUCUUUGUUGGACUUUUCUCCUGUUGCCACACUUCAUGUUUUCUCAGUGUUUUCGACUAAAGCAGCUGGACAUCCACGCUUCUGCCUCUUUGUAACUCUCUGUGAACAAUGAAAACUUGCACCAAAUCACCCGUCGUGUUGGAGUUGAUUUUCAUCGCAUUACUCCAAGUUCUUGAAGCACAAGAAGUCAAAGUUUGGCCUGCAGUGACGGGAUACCUGGAGCACGAUGUCACCCUGCCAUGUGAAUUCAUCCAAGGACCACAGCGCGCUGAUAUUACUCAGGUUCAGUGGGAGCUCAAGUCACCAGAGGACGUGCAAAUCCUCAUUGUUUCUAAUGUUCAAUUUGGAGUUAGUGUUCACAACACGUCUCUGAAGGGCAGAGUGGAGCUUGAAAAACAAUCUUUGAUCAUUAAAAAUGUGGAAAUGACAGAUGCAGGAUCGUACACCUGCAGCAUUGCAACUUUUCCCAGUGGGGCAUUUGAAGGAACCACAAACCUUGUUGUUAAACAACACAUGCCGUUAUCAUCAGGGGAGGUUUCUGCUAUAGUGAUUGCUGUUUUGUUGCUGCUGGCGAUCGUGACCGCCAUAGUUUACCUACGCUUCAUCAGAAGACGUGAUCCUACGGUCAGACAUCGCGUCUACAUCGAUGCAGGUGGCCCGGUGAUGGAUGUGGCCAGGCCAUCUUUUAUUGUGAGAGACGAGGAUGUGGUCUACACUGACGUCAAGCUCAAACCAUCCCGAGACGCUAACUCUCCAUCCAAUGACAAACACACAGUGGAUGAUGUCACUUACUCCGAGGUCAUAGUUUUGCGUCAGCAGCCAAAGUGAGAUGAAAUUCAUGCAAAAGCGAUCAAGUCUUCCUUCUUGUACUAUUGCACUUUUUAUACUGCUGCAUGCAGUUUCAUUUUUGUAUCAUUUAGUAAAUCUGCACAUCAGCUAUUUCUAGCUGCUAUUAAAUACGACCUUUGUGGCUCCUUCUAUUUAUGGCCUCAGACAGGGUUUUUCACCAGAAGCUAGUGUUUCCACUACAGCCUCACAGCAGCUGAUCCAGUACAGCGUAAAGGGAGUAUAACAUGUUAAUCAAUGAGUUAGCAGCACUUUCAUUAGCAGUGAUAUUCUAAAAUGUCAAGUGUUAGAGUCUACAGCCGUUUUUAGCAGUUCUUUGAGGUGGUACUUGAGGUAAAUACUCACAUCAGCAUGCUGAGGUGCACACAGUGACAAUGCACGCUGAUGUUUAGCCAUAGAAGUAUAUUAAUAACUAUAUACAGGGCUGCAAGAUGGUGCUUAUUCACACUAGUGCAACUGAUCACUGCAUAUACCAAUAAAAGUUUUGAGCUUUCGGGUUUAUUUCCGUGGUAUGCAGCCCACUAAAUAUGCGCGUUAGUGUUUUUCCCACUGGUCCCAUCAGACCGUGCUCAGCUCAUAAACUUUACAUUGUAACAACCUCACCGAUUUUUAUAUUUCUUUUCUUAACUCAAGGAAAGCCUUCAGAGAUGUGUCUGCAGUGGAAAAACACUCUAACCAUGUCAAAGUGACUGAGUGGUUACAGCAGAUCUCAUAACACAAAGUUCCUAUUUCUCCUUUGUUGACCAACAAAGGAGGAAGACAAAAAAAGGAAGACAAAAAAUGGAAAAUGGCACAAUCAACAGGGAACCAACUCAGCAAUGUAACACGUCACUCUUGUGACAGCAAGAGCUAAGAGAUUAAAAAUGACACCAAACUUGCACAACUGUGCAGUAAAAUUAACCUUCUUGACACACAUUUUGUUGCAAACCAGUUAAACUGGACAUCAUGACGAUAAGCAACUGUGAAGUUUACUUGUAGCUUUAACUCAGUGUUGCAUGUGAGCCUUUUUUGGGGGGUUGGUUUGUCAGAGAGGGAGGCUGAAGUUGUGGUUUUUCAAAUUCUUUGUCCUUUCCUAAUCCUGUCUGUUUCUUCAAACCUUAUUGCAGCAGCUUUAAACGAAAAACGACAAUAAUUGAUAUUAUAAUAGAGUACUUUGUGUGCUCCAUUGGCAAAGAUUCUGUCUACUUUGAAUGUCAUAAUAGUGUUCACAGAUGUUGCAGUCUAAACGUACCUUGUGUAAAAAGGUGUUAAAUGUGGUUUGCAGAGUCACUGUAACAAUGUAAACCAUCACUGCACAAUACCAACAGUCACCUUCUGUUAGUUUUAGUUUCUGAUUUUCAGCAGCAUUUCCUGACAAUCAUUUUGUGGGUGUGAGAAUAUGUCGGCUCACUUCGUGUUGUCAGAUCAUAGCUUUUUUUCUUUUUUUUGGGUGUGUGUGUGUGUAAAUAUUAACUUUAGGGCUCAUUCAGUUUAAACUGUAUUUGUAAUUUAGUUUAUAUUUGAAAACAGAGCUUGGAACUUGUAUCAGUGUAAUGCAUUUAAGAUAUUUCAGUCUGGUCAUUUAUCAAAUCAUGCAGAUGAGCAGGUAGGCAGAGUCGGGUCUGUUAAUUAUCUCUACAUUUUCUUUUAGACGGAACUUUUGGUUUGUGGCAACUUUUAUUUAAUAAAGUUUUACAUUUUCAGUCACUUUA
This is a messenger RNA of Plectropomus leopardus (leopard coralgrouper), 2623 nucleotides long. The record is from RefSeq and is a predicted model, not a curated record. NCBI's taxonomy places the organism in Eukaryota, Metazoa, Chordata, Actinopteri, Perciformes, Serranidae.